UAUAUUCUGUUUGUGUCUUAAUCACUUUAUUCUCAUUAUCUUAUUGCCAAGCUACUUUAUGUCAUUUCCUAAAGCGUCUUAUUAAUAAUUAAUAUUGAUGGGUUUUGUCAUUGCUUUUAGUUAGGAAUUCAUGUCAAAAUUACACGUUCUUUGGUAUGAAUAUUUAGUAUUUCUACUUAAACUUCAUCUUUAUUGUACCCCUUCAAUCUACGCUUGACUGACUUAACUAACAAAACAUUCCAUGACCCUCACAAUCCGUUUGGUUGGUGAUAUUAAACAAUAGUAAUGAGAAUGAAAACUAGCGUAAUUUUGGUUGAAAAAUCUUUUGUUACCUUCAUCGCCAUACUUCUUGAACUUCAAUUAUCUCAUUUUUUUCAUAAAUUUCAUUUCAAAAAUGCAUUACCAUUGGAAGAUUUGGUAUUAGGUGGUAAUGAAAUUCGUAAACAAAAAAUUUUUUCGUGAUGAAAUUUCAUUACGAUGGAGAUGAGAUGAAACUUUUGAUGAAAUAUUACGCUAUAAGUUAUUCUCAUUAACAUCAUUUAGUACCAUUAACCAAAUGGAUCGUCAAUGUUGUUAAAUGACUCCCAGCUAAGCGCCAAAGUGGGGUUCCUUUGUUUACAAUAACAAAAAGGUCAGUUUUCGAUUGACCCUUGACAAUAAAUAUUAUCUCAAUUUCACAUAAAAAAAACAGCAUAACCGAAUUAUAAUCCAAAACUAAAGGACUAUAAAUCCGUACAUUCUAAAAAUAACUUUUGUAUUUUAGAACUGGUGAAAUUGUGUUACUUGGACUUGAGAAGAAAACAAGGCUAGCUAGUUUGAAUGAGUAUGUGCAUGAUUAUGAUCCAAAUUGAUUCACUCAGAUACCAACCUGAAUGUUUACCUUCCCGUUUCCACACCUUUUCCUCAGUUAGUUGAGCAUUUAUUAAUUGUAUGUUUGUUAGAGUAUAUAACAUAUUCUAGAGUCUUAACCAUCAACUUAAGCUUUUGGUUGAGUUGGUUCCUUGAUAUGGUAUCAGAAGCCAACGUGGCAAGAGGGUCACGAGUUCGAAUCUCAACCGCCCCUCAUUUAAAGUGGAAUAUUAAGUUGAUGGAUAAGGCCCCAAGAUAUGUUAUAUACUCUAUAUACUCUAACAAUGUUGGAUUUUUAUGUGAAGAUCUUACAGUGAAUCAGUCUGGCAAGUUUGUGGAGAAGUCUAACAGAGGAAAUUUAGUCUCAUUAUCCCAAUGUAUAUUCUCGGAUCAUUUAACUCCUACGCUUGCUUAUCGCUGUCUAGUCAAGGAAAAUGAUCAUGAAGCCCCUAGCUUCUUGAUUGAAUCUGUCGAGCCAGGAUUACACGCGGGAACUGUUGGAAGGUACAGUAUUGUUGGGGCUAAUCCAGCAAUGGAAAUCAUAGCUAAGGAGCAUAUAGUUACAGUUAUUAAUCACCAAGAAGGGUGGAGAACAGAAGAGUUUUCUGAUGAUCCGAUGGUGAUACCUCGCACAAUCACAGAGGAUUGGAGUCCUCAAUUCAUUGAUGAGCUUCCACAAGUAUUUUGUGGUGGAUGGUUUGGAUAUUUUUCAUAUGAUACAGUGCGCUACACGGAGAAGAGGCUUCCAUUUUCGGGUGCUCCAGCUGAUGACAGGAAUCUUCCUGAUGUACAUCUAGGUUUGUUCGAUGAUGUGCUCGUGUUUGAUCAUGUUGAAAAGAAAAUUCAUGCAAUUCAUUGGGUUCAGUUGGAUAAGUUUUCAUCAAUAGACGAGGCUUUAGACAAAGGAAUGAUUCGCUUGAAUGCCUUAUUGUCUAAAAUUCAUGACAUAGUCAAUCCAAGACUAUCGUCUGGGUCAAUUGAACCACAUGCCCAGAAGCUCCAUUGUAAGUUAGAGGUUUCGAGUGUAAGAAGUGAAGCAUAUAAGACGGCUGUAGUGAAGGCGAAGGAGCACAUGCUAGCGGGAGAUGCACUUCAAGUUGUACUAAGUCAACGAUUUGAAAGAAGAACAUUCUCGGAUCCAUUUGAAGUGUAUAGAGCAUUGAGUAUCGUGGAUCCAAAUCCUUUCAUGGCUUAUAUACAAGUUAGGGGGGCCAUCUUUGUUGCUUCAAGCCCUGAAAUUCUCACCUAUGUUGAUAAAAAGGGAAUCGUCACUAAUCAAACCCUUUCGAGAAAUGAAAAACAAUGUUGGAACAUAGAGGAGAACGCCCUGUUAUGCAAGCGAGUCACGAAUGGGAAAAAACCUGAUGCGAAAGACAUGCAGCUGACCGACUGGCUAAACCACUAUGUUGAAAAGGGUGCUAAUUCUUAUUCGAUUUGCUGGGAUGCUCUCCAGGAUGCAUUAUCUUUGGAGAUUUUAACAAGGGCACCCAAGAUUGAAUCAAUGCAACUGAUCGAUAAGCUCGAACAGCAAAGGCGAGGCCCAUAUGGUGGAAGUUUCAGCUGCAUUUCAUUCACCAAAGAUAUGGAUAUCGCUCUUGCUCCAAACACCUUGGUGUUUCCUACUGGGAAAUCGUAUGACACACUAUUUUCGUACAAACAUUUGGACAUACGGAAAGAAUGGGUUGCUCAUAUUCAAACCGGAGCUUCCAUCACAGCCGACAGUGAUUCAGAAGACAAGCAGAGACAAUGUGAACGAGAAGCUGCAACACUUGCUCGAGCCAUCGAUAUGGCAGAGUCCUCAUUUCUUCACUAGUAGUAUUAGAAGUUUCUAAGUGCCAACAGUGAUUGUUAUUCAUUCAAUAUAUAUAUAUAGAGAGAGAGUAGUUUCAAGCUAGAAUCACCACCUAAUUAAGUUUUAAUCUUGAAGAAUUAUACUUGUGUAUCAUAAUGUCAAUUGCAAUGUAACAUCUAAAAGGAACAACCAUUUAAGAAACACAUUCACAAA
Messenger RNA from Amaranthus tricolor (Joseph's coat), 2854 nucleotides. Its product is annotated as anthranilate synthase alpha subunit 2, chloroplastic-like. Gene Ontology annotation, biological process: L-tryptophan biosynthetic process. NCBI's taxonomy places the organism in Eukaryota, Viridiplantae, Streptophyta, Magnoliopsida, Caryophyllales, Amaranthaceae. The transcript is spliced from 9 exons. The coding region runs from base 1007 to 2662 and encodes 551 amino acids. The record is from RefSeq and is a predicted model, not a curated record.